This is a messenger RNA of Prunus mume (Japanese apricot), 799 nucleotides long. Its product is annotated as basic leucine zipper 43-like. NCBI's taxonomy places the organism in Eukaryota, Viridiplantae, Streptophyta, Magnoliopsida, Rosales, Rosaceae. Gene Ontology annotation, molecular function: DNA-binding transcription factor activity. Gene Ontology annotation, biological process: regulation of DNA-templated transcription. The record is from RefSeq and is a predicted model, not a curated record.
ACCAAAUUCAGUACUCUCCACUCACCUUCACCACUAAGACCUUGAAUUUAUCCACUCAAAGCUUUAAGAAGCCAUGCAGCCUGGGGAGGUCACAGGGCUCCAUUAUCUAGUUCCUUCAAGUUCAUCAUCUCCCUACCCUCCUCAUUUUAGCAUGAGCACUCAAAGCAACACCACCCCAUUUCAAUUCAACCGGUUUUCGAGCCCAUUAUACAAUAUACAAUUCCCUAACUCCCAUCUUCAAGAAAUUAAUAAUCCACAGCAACCAUCUUCUUUCAGCAGUAACUCAACUUCUGAUGAAGCUGAUGAGCACCAGCUAAGUCUCAUCAAUGAGAGGAAACAGAGAAGAAUGAUAUCUAACAGAGAAUCUGCCCGCAGAUCACGUAUGCGCAAGCAGAAGCACCUGGAUGAACUCUGGUCACAAGUGGUUUGGCUCAGAAAUGAGAAUCACCAACUUGUGGAUAAGCUGAACCAUGUUUCAGAGUCCCAUGACAAGGUUCUGCAGGAGAAUGCUCAGCUCAAAGAGCAAGCUUCUGAGCUUCGCCAAAUGCUCACUGAUCUGCAACUGCAUAGUCCUUACCAUCCUUCACUUAGAGACCUGGAGGAUGUUCCUUGCAACACAGCUUAUCUGAGAUCCGAGUCCUCGAACCAGUCCAUCACAAGUUCAAUGGAUUUACUAGGCUAAUACUGAUGGAGAAUAAAUUUUAUCAUUUUCCCAAUUUUCCCAUUUUCAAUGUAUGGUGAUCUUCUGUUUGUAUAGAAGUCAACCAGUCCUUGCCUCACUUUUAAUAUGUAUCAGGAU